UCUAGUACGGGGGGACGCGCUCGCAAUAAAUGACCUGCAGUCUAUACUUCUUAUGUCUAUGUGAACAAGCCAGAAUGUUUCUAACCUAAAAAUAAUAGUUUUCUUUUGAAAGGUUUAUUUGAAAUAAUCGAGUAUCCAUAAAACGAUUAAAAAUGAGUAAUAUUACGGAAGCUAACGUUGAUCAAUAUAAAACAGAACACGAGUGUGAUGAGCACUGGGAGUUACGAAGAAAAUUUCUUUUGGCGCACAGCGACAAGUUCUCGGUGGAUGAACUUAUGUGCCAUGCACAAGUUUUCACAAAUGUUGAGUUCUUAGGAUGCAAAUAUCCGCAAGAGACAAUGCGAACAAUUGCUGAAUUGUCUAAAGAGGUUGUAGGAGAUUAUAGAGAUAAACAAAAAAAUAGGUUGCAGAGAACUUUUGUUGGAGCCUCUGAUGCAGCCAGUUCCAAGGUUAAAGGACAAUCGAGACAAGAAAAGUCUAAUAAUCCAGCAAAUCCUGGAGAAUCUUCACAAAACACACAGCCACCGCACUAUACAAAUUUUAAGAGAAAGCAAGAUUUAUCAUCUGAAGAAAGGUACCAAGAUGCAAAGAGACCAAAAUCAAACACUGAUCAACAAUCCAAAACUGCGGACAUAGUCUUAUUUGAACAUAUUAACGAUACACCACAGGGUAUAAUUGCUAGAGCUGCCAGUAGUUAUGAUUUAAAUAUGGAAUGGAAGUAUGAUAAAGUGGGCGAUAAAUAUUCAUGUACAAUAUUUCUAUACAAUAAAAAGGUUGGGGAAGCUAUAGCAGACACCCAAAAAGAAGCUAAAAAGGAAGCAUCAGCAGUAGUACUUGCUGAAAUGCAAAAACAUUACUACACAAUUAAAGUCACAAAGAACUUGACUCCUAAUGUUUCUGACAACAAUCUAGGCUUGCAAGGAGAUUUCAAGUCUGAAGCUCUGGACAAUGAUAACAUUGGCUCUAAAAUGAUGAAGUUAAUGGGUUGGUCAGGUGGUGGACUUGGAAAGUCAUCUCAGGGAAUCACAGAACCUGUCAAAGUCCAAGAGCAGAUGACCAGAGAAGGACUUGGCCUUAAACCUGGCAUUUACAAUAUGGCAGUGUUCAAGAAAAAGUGUAUGGAAGUAUUACAGAACUACGCUAAAGGAGAUACAUCCGUUGAUAUGGUAUUUUCUCCAAGUUUCAGUAACGAUGAAAGAGGAUUAAUUCAUCAACUUGCCAGAACAAUCGGACUUAAAUCUCAGAGCUAUGGCCCAAAGAAUCAAAGAACGUUGACAAUCUCAAAGAAAGUAAAUCCUCAAGAAUUGGUUAAUGAAUUAAAGGAACUUGGUGGUUCAACUGAAAAAUAUCAACUUAUUGAACCUACUGGGUACUAAUCUUCGCUCAGAAAUAAUAAAAAAAUCAUUGUAUAUCGAUCAUUAUACAUAUUAUUACAGUAUAUCGUGUAUUAUAUUGCAUCGCAAACAAUUGUAUAGAUUACAUUUCUAAAAUAUAGACUAUGAGACGUCAAAAAAAA
This is a messenger RNA of Nasonia vitripennis (jewel wasp), 1516 nucleotides long. Its product is annotated as NF-kappa-B-repressing factor. Lineage: Eukaryota; Metazoa; Arthropoda; Insecta; Hymenoptera; Pteromalidae. Gene Ontology annotation, molecular function: nucleic acid binding. The transcript is spliced from 2 exons. The record is from RefSeq and is a predicted model, not a curated record. Bases 153 to 1376 code for a protein of 407 amino acids.